This is a messenger RNA of Thermochaetoides thermophila DSM 1495, 942 nucleotides long. RefSeq lists its product as uncharacterized. The record is from RefSeq and is a predicted model, not a curated record. The coding region runs from base 1 to 942 and encodes 313 amino acids. The transcript has 4 exons. NCBI's taxonomy places the organism in Eukaryota, Fungi, Ascomycota, Sordariomycetes, Sordariales, Chaetomiaceae.
AUGCCUGUUAUCCCUCGAAUGCAAGUAUUUGAAGUCGGGGAUGCGCCCUGGUUCCCUCCCUUCCUCCGAGGCUACUUCCAAGCAGCCCUAACGGCAGCCUGGACAACCCACGUACCCGGCCUGCAACGUUCCGCCCCCUCCACAAUCGUUGCCCGUCUCCUGCAAACCCACCUCCCCUCCCCCGUAAGCAACUACACCUUCAUAGACCUGUGUGCCGGCGGAGGGGGCCCAACCCCAGCCAUCGAGCAAUACCUCAACACGACACCGCCCCAAUCAACCUCCCAAGCUGCCAAAGCCAAAUUUAUCCUCACCGACCUUCACCCGCACACCUUGUUAUGGGAACAAGCCGUGGCCUCUUCGCAACGGAGGAGAGACGAGAGGACGCUAGAUUACGUGCCGCAUCCCGUGGACGCGGCUGAUGUAGACAAGGAGUUUGUCGAGAGAAUGAGGGAGGGGGGCAGGAGGAAGGUGUUUAGGAUAUUCAAUUUGGCGUUUCAUCACUUUGAUGAUCGGUUGGCGAGGGGGAUAUUGAAGGGGUGCGUGGAGGGGGCGCGGGUGGGGGAGGGGUUUGGAAUCUUCGAGCUCCAAGACCGGACCUUAACAGGCUUCUUGGCGUGCUGCACCUUCGGCAUCGCGACGAUGCUCCUGGCCCCAUACUUUGCGCUGAUCCUCUGGGGUGAACCCCUCGCGCUGGUGUUCACGUAUGCGAUGCCUGUGUUGCCUGCGGUGUUGGUGUUUGAUGGCUGGAUGUCGUGUCUACGGACACGCACGCCCGAUGAGGUAGAGGCGCUGCUGAGGACCUGUGGCGCGGAAGGUGGCCAGGAAGAAAUUGCCAGGCGCUGGGAGAUCAGGAACGGGAGUGAGACGUUCAUGUGGCCUGUGGGCAAGGUGAACUGGGUAAUUGGCUUCAAGAAAGGGGAGACGCAAGGAAAUGGUAGGUGA